Molecule: messenger RNA, 7954 nt
Organism: Toxorhynchites rutilus septentrionalis
Lineage: Eukaryota; Metazoa; Arthropoda; Insecta; Diptera; Culicidae
Product: probable Rho GTPase-activating protein CG5521
Exons: 7
Coding region: 345-6533 (2062 amino acids)
Biological process (GO): regulation of small GTPase mediated signal transduction; positive regulation of GTPase activity
Cellular component (GO): nucleus; cytoplasm
Molecular function (GO): GTPase activator activity
Source: RefSeq, a predicted model, not a curated record
ACUGUCAGAGCAGUUCCGUGAGCGACAAACGGAGUCAUCAUUGAAACGCGAAGUGAAACUUUUCUCCUCGUUGACCAGUGUUAUUUCGCGUAGUGGCAGCUCAUCAAAAUGUCAAUCGCGUUUUCACGCAAGAAAGUGAUGUUAUUAGGGAAGUGAACAGUGGAGAAAACUUUGUAAUUUUUCGUGCGUGCGCGUCCCGUUGCCAUUCUCCGCAACAUACAGGUGGGAAAAUGCAGAAAAAUAAUUGUCUCGUCUCGGUGUUGAGUGUGUAAAUUCCUAAACCAAGUGUAGCAACAAAUCUGCUGCAAGCCACUUUACGCGCAGCUGGCUAGAGGCGAACAAAAAUGUUUACCAAAAAGUCCAACAUCGAUGUGAAAAAAUCGACGGCGAAAAUCCAGGACAGCAAGAAAGAUUCGACCGCACGGCUGCGACAUCUGAAGACAAUUCUAGACCACGUGGACAGCGAGGAAGCGAAAAACAUCUUCGAAACCAACUAUAGCCAUGUUUACUACAUCCUGUAUGACACGUUCGUUCAAGCCGAAGCCAAUCUACGUCAGCGAGAACUAUCGUUCCAUAUCGUCCACAAGACCCAUCGCGAGGAACUGGACGGCUCGCUAUGGCUGCUCAACAAAAUUCUCUGCCUGCUGCCGGAGCUAAUCGCGCGCCGUUGGCAGGUUCACUCGCUGGGCCGCAUCCUCGCCAAAUUGCUACACUAUGGCAACAGUGUAAAAUUGCGCAAGGAAGGUGUCCGCUAUUUUCUCCUGUGGUACCAAGCGCUCGGGGAUAACGCACCACCGUUCGUCCAUGGGAUGUUCACCGAGCUGGUCCCCGGUAUGACGAUUCCCCAGAAAGGAAAGAUCGGCCCAUUGUCGUCGGAUUCGGAGUUCAUAGCAACGGACGUGCUGAAUCAUCCGAACAUGAAGGGUGAACUGGGCGGGUCGGUGUUCCACGACACCGGAGCGCAUCCGGUGAAGUCUCCCGAAAUCCAACCCCUCAUUCCGCCCAGUUCCAACGAGAGAACGGCAGCUCCGGAUCCACGCGAUGGUCUGGAGAUUCUCCUGGACUGUAUGGUGCAAUCGUGCGGUUGCAUCAAGUGGAGAGACAACACGCCCCAGAAACACAUCCGGACAUUGAAUUUCCUGUUGGGCAAGUUUCGCGAACAGUAUUUGCCUGUGUUCUGCCCCAACUUCGACUACUCAACGUCGAUCUACGACCCAAAGCUGGACCUUCCGGCAAUGCGGCACAUAUCGAAGCGGGAGGAAGUGAUGAGCUCCUGCAUCGUGGUGUUGGUUAUCUGGAUCGCCAAGUAUACCCACGAGCGACACAUCAGCACCAAACUGGACAAUGUUCAAAUUGACGAGGAGGUCGUGGGUGAAAAUGCGUCACUUUUGUCCAACCUCCGCCAUAUGGGCUACACACAGACUCAGCUGGUGCGAGACGUGCUCUACUCGAGCCGGGACACGAUCAACUUUGUCCACGAAAUCUACCGGCAAGCGUUUCUAAUGUCAUUCACAUCCAAAAGCCAAAUCGAGGCAAUGCGUAUAGCGAUUUCCGUGUAUCGAGACUGGAUGAGUACCAUUCCGCCACCGCCCUUCCUACUCGAGCCGGAUACGAGCGACUCAUCGCUGUCGGGAAGUUCAGGGGAACUGCAGCCCCACAGUGGCGGUGGACGUCCAGCGAAUCAACGUCUCCGGACGGAUUCCUAUCUGGGAGCUAUCUCGAAGGAAAAUGUAAUCAUUCGGGCUGGUCUACAGAACGUUCUGCAGGUCUUUGUGACCAACGCCGUUAACGUGUUCAUGGUGAACACUGCUCACCUAAACAUUCAUUUUCAAUCCAAAACGAACAGUGACGGAUUUGCCACUCCGCUCGACGAACAGACGGACAUCUGCAAGAGAGUACUGAACAUCUACAGGACGAUGGUGAUGAAAACCCGAAUGGAGGCCAAAACAUGGGAACAGCUCCUGCUAGUGUUGCUCCAAGUAACCUCUGUAAUUCUGCAGAACUCGCCUCCGAAUGCGAAGAAGAAUAACUUGGGUGGACGAUUGGCUCAACCCAUUUUUCAAACGUUAAUCGUUACCUGGAUUCGAGCCCACACCAAUGUUGUGGUAAACCCCGGUUUGUGGGACAAAUUCCUGAAGGUGUUAUCCUCGUUGACCCAUCGAGAGGAGCUGAUUGUUGAAUGGGACAAAACAAUGCAAACGUUGACGCGGGUUCUAGCCAGACAAGUGUACAACAUUAACUUAUCGGAUUUACCAUUGGAUCGGUUGGCAGAACAGAAAGGAAAAAGAAAGCGAGGAACCCCUUCGAAUUGGACCCAAAGUUCGACCACUAGUGAUAGGCCAGACAAUUCUGCGGUGCAGUGCAAUAGUAACGGAAAACCUAUGAUCGAGGAAACCGGUGGCGAGGAAAUACGCCUACAGGGUCACGGUAACGCACUCAGAAGCAUUCCGGGAACCCCGUCGUUGAACAGAAGUUACAGUGAAGGCAGCCUGGCACCUUUCCGGAAGUCCAGAACCAGGAGAAGAGUUCGAAAUAAACAGCAAAACUCGAAUCAGCAGCACGUUGCGGCGCUACCGAUGAUGGUGGAGCACUCGUUGAAUCGGAUGCUUUCUAACACCUCCGGUGGUGGGUUGAGUAUCAGCAAUGAGCAUCUGGAUGUGUCGAGAUUUUCCCAGUGUGACGAAUCGAUUGUGAUCGGACCUCCAACGAUACGACGCGCACUUUCAUUGGAUUCAAUCAGACCUCCGCCUGGUAAGAAUCGUUCGGUGGGAAAUGACAGCGAUAGUUACCGGUGCGGAUCGAGGAGUCCCUCGCCAACGGCAUCCAGUGGAAUCGAGAGUGGUUCGAUAAAAGAUUCACCAAUGCAAAUCGACGUUUUGACAGCAGAUAGCUCUAGUAUAGAUACGCAAGAUGAAAACAGUGCAGUUUCGGCGGACAGAAGAUCUAUUUUGGCGGGUGGAACGGCUAGGGGUUGGUUACCAGACGUAGCGGCUAUCAUGUGGAGGCGAAUGCUGGGUGCGCUGGGAGACGUUAACAAGAUUCUCAAUCCGAAACUACACGCACAGGUAUUCCAAUAUUUGGUGAAUAUCACAGAGAGUUUGAUUAAGAUACGGAUGAAUCAGGGGAUAUCGUUAGAUGGUCAACCUAUUCCGCUUCCGUCGAAUCUCGUCCCACCAAUCGCGCUGGUUGCGCCCUGGUGCUACGGAGCAUUGACCCUAGAUGGGCAAUACAGUCAGGGUAAACUGUACGCGAUGCAAUUGCUCUGUACGAUCGUAAAGUCAGGGGCCUCCCUGGUAAAUAAUCAAUUUCCUCUGUUCUACCAUGCACUCCACCAAGCACUCUCCGGAGAGGAUCGAGCCAUGGCGUACACAGCGCUAAGGUAUCUAGAAGGACCGAGAUUUCUAAGCUUGCUUCUCCCGGGCCACACUUUGCUUCUACUAGAUUUUGUCCAUGCCUGUACGAUCGUGCUAACAUCUUCGGAGACGGGUCCACAUGCUCCACGAGCUCAAGUUGCUGGUCUGCUUGGCUCAUUACUGUGCUUUCCGAAGACAUCGCUACCGGGUCCAGUUUUACAACCCUCGGAACCCAAUAUUGAGCUUAUGGAGUGUCCAGAUCUCCAGGAGCACGUACUCAACGUCGUACUUCGUUGUGCACGCCGGGAGCCCACAGCCAAAGCUCGCUGUAUUGCGAUUGCAUCACUCGGUCAGUGGAUUCUCCAAAACCUUACCAACCCGUCCACGCCCCAAGUGUCCACCGGUACCGAUUCCAACUUCAAGCAACGAAUACCACAGGUUCAUCCCAAUGCGACUGCUGGACGAGAUGAUUUCAUAGUAAACAUGCGCGUUCGCGAGGCUUUCCAGGUGAUUCUCCAAGCCCUCCAAUUUAAACAUCGAACCAUAGCCCGGCUUGCGUCGGAAACGCUCAAGCUCUGCGCCGAACAGGGUCGACGUAUCGAACGGAUAGAUCGGCUGCCGGAAUUGAUUAUUGACACCCUCUGUCUCUCGCUUGAGAUCCAAAACGUUCCACACCCGAAGGAUUCGGACAAAACCGUACUUACUUCCUUGCUGCUCACGCUGGGUGAAUUUUGCAUGUCCUUCUCUGUGGAUACGUUGCAGCGCCCGAAAGGUUCAGAUACUGACGAAAGCUUGGUUCAUGUUGUGUUCAAAGUGCUCUAUAAAAUCGCAAUGGGUGUUCACAACGGGGAACGAAUCAAACUCUUCACUACGGACGAAGACUUCGAUAUGACCAUCACGUUAGAUGAUGUGCGGGAACAAAACGCUACAACAGAACCCACCUAUCAAACGCCAGAAUCGAUUGCCAGCUGUCAGUCGGCGAUUCGACUUUGUGCCAAAACGGUUGCGAUGCACUUGAUCACCAAUCUGGGACACUUCCCGAUGGGAAUUGGAGCGACACGCCUCAGCUCGCUAGUUGACGAACAUGAUGAUCUAACAACCGGCGGCUCCAACACUAUGCAACGGGAUAACUCCAUGGGUAAUAGAGAUUCGUUGGAUCUCGGCGCUACGCAGGUGCUGAAUUCGCCGAAUCUGCAAUUGCUAAUGCUGAGCUCGGAACUAGUGGCUAGUUUUAUUGAGUUACCUGCUCUCAAACUACCCGGUGGUGGGGCAACUGCAGGUUUGGCCACGGCUAACCGCCAAGUACGAUUACUUCUGCGAGAUUUGAACGGAAAAGCAUGUUGGGAUGCGUCAAUACUCUACAAAGAACCUAAUACAAUCGGGGGAGACGCAAGCCGGCUGAAGGAUUACUAUUCAAAUGGCGAUAAACAAAGCUCGACAUUCCAGUUCCGACCUGGUGGUGGAUCAAGUAGGAUCUUCCCAGGUGCUGUCACUUCCAUCGAUCCCAUGAUGUCAACCAUAGGACUUCCCAUAGCACCACUUCGACACACACUACGCCACAGACCUGUGCAUCAGCUACCAGUGGCGAAAGAUCUAGCCCCCGAUUUGGACCAGCUAGAUGAUCUACUGCAAUACAUUGGCUAUACGAGUCCCGAGUGUCUGGACACAAACGGUUGCCCCCUUAAUACCGCUGGGCCAUCGCCUCUUGGUCCCUCCCUCGAAGCACAAACAAUUUCCAUUAUUCUCAACCAGCGAGCAAUAGAGAUGGAAUACGUUGCCCGACAGAAUGCUGCCAUUGGUCAACUCGGAGAGUCUCCCGCUUACAGUUUCGGUGGAUCCGUAGGCUACACUUCCUUCAUUGACGAUUGUGCGAUUCCCACUACGAUGGGUCCGAGUGGAACACUGACCACUAAGCCUAAUACGUCCGUAGUGAUUGAUAGAAAUAUGUUCACUGUGAACGCUCCAACAGAAACCAAACCAUUCCAAUUCGGGCGCAUUCUGUUCAACCAGCUUGGUCUUGCUGGCUGGGAGAGGCGCAAGCGGACGCAUCUCCUUCAACGAACGGACAAAUUGCUGCGCGAGCUUCGCAAUCUAGACAAUCAGAAAUGCCGCGAAACGCAUAAAAUGGCUGUGAUCUAUGUUGCUAACGGACAGGAGGACAAGGGUACCAUACUGAAGAACUCCUGUGGCAGCAGCACCUACGAGAUGUUUGUAUCAGCCCUGGGUUGGGAGGUAGAACUCGAAUCCCACAAUGGUUUCCUCGGAGGAUUACCGCGACAGGGCUGCGGCCAAACCGCUCCGUACUAUGCAACUCCGUUUUUGGAGGUAAUUUACCACGUGUCGACCCGUAUGCCAUCGGAUUCGCCCGAGGCUAUCCUGAACAAAACCAGACACUUGGGAAACGACGAGGUUCACAUUGUGUGGAGCGAACACAACCGUGACUAUCGGAGGGACAUUUUGCCGACCGAGUUCUGCGACGUACUGAUCGUGAUUUAUCCGUUGAAAAGCGGACUGUUUCGGGUGACGGUCAACAAGAAGCCAGACGUACCGUGGUUUGGUCCUCUCUCCGAUGAGGUGGUGGUGGGUGGUUCCUGCCUUGCGAGUCUUGUGCGAGCCUCGGCGAUAAAUGCGAGCCGGGCGAAGAGGACAUCACUGUCGCUAUAUCAGCAGUACUACGAGGAGCGCAAUCGAUCGAUGGAUACCGUGGCAACACGGCACAAGGAAAACAGCACUCUGGAGGACUUCAUUGCGAGGAUUUUCAGCCCAAUACCGCCCCAAGGAACCGUCUCUGGUGGUACAGUUGGUGUUAUCGGUGGGUCCAGUGGAACGACAGUGGCCACGAGUGGAGUGAACGCUCCGCUGGCAGCUGCACUGAUCGAUCAUCAUAGAACGUCAUCAAAAACGUGGAUACAUCACCCAGAAAUUGUAGCAACUGCACGUGAAGUCACCCAGCAAACAGCGAUGGCAUCGGUUACACUGGAUCAGCCUUCACCACGGCCCCUCCGGAAGCUGCAUCACCCCUUCAAGCCGGGUAUUACUAAGCCACCCAAGCCAAUGCCAACGACGUCGUCUGCUGGUGGAGCAUCUACCUUAACGUCGCAUCAUCAGUUCGCUUCCGGUACCACCGUCUCAACUCCUCCCGACAGUCCAACCCUUCCGGGGAGAACCAAGUUCAAAUGAGACUGGUGGUAGCUCCUGGCCAGCACCAGUAGCGAAGAAGAUUUAACCACUGUGGUGGAGCCGCAACCGAUGCGGGGUACCAUGGAAAAGGUUGGUAUUUCGGCUUGUUUCUGCGGAAAGUAAACUAGACAACAUUCGAUCGUUCCAUGCGUUCCCUCCAACGGGGUGGGAACCGUAUUAUUUUUUUGUUGGGUGAAUGCUUCAUGACAGCAGAUAGACGGAAAACGGACAACACAAAAACGUAGCUUUAAAAAUUGGUUACAACUAUUGCAGCAACAGCAACUGAAAACACCUAAAGAUAAAAUAAUCAAAACAACAUGUAUCAAAACUUACGAUUGUGAGAUAAAAAGCGUCCACUUUUAUUAUUAUUAUUACUUCUACAAUUAUUGACAUUUUUUGUUUGAUUUUAUUGCUAAUAUUUAAAACAUUGUUAUGUUUAAUUUAUCUCUUAACCAACGUUCGAAUGAAGCUGAGGUGGAUAAAAUGUGGUGCUUUCGUUCGGCAUCCUAAUCUGACACCCUGGCAUCCUGGUGCCCGUCCUCAUGUCGUGCAAGGUGGUCCGAAAUGCACUCACGAUCAUUUAUGCCACACCUUUUGUUAAUUAAGUUAAACCAAAAUUCAAAGGGACGAAGGGAUGUGAUCUAUUUUUAUACUAACAAAACUAAAGAGAUCGUGAUUGCCGGACCUCUAGUAGACAUUACACCUGGCCAUCUAAUGCCGUGGGUACCAUUUAUACACACAAGCACACACACACACACACACACCAACAUAAUAGAAUGAUUAUUAUUAUUAGUGGGAUCUGUUAAGAAAGUGUAUAAUCUUUGACCUUCCGCACUUGAAAAGUAUUAAAUAUUAUGGCUGAAGCAACUAUGACAGGUCAACACGAUACAAGACAUGAACAAUUUCGCAGUCGUUGAAUUUCCAAUUACAACAGUUAAGCUACUUAGUUGCACUCUUUCUUUCGUUCCAUAAUCUUUAUUUAUUAAUAAACGUAAGCUAUAAAAUGAUUCGAAGAUGUUACUUUUUACAUGUUUAAAACGGAGAAAAAAAGGAUAUAAGCUAAACUUAUUGAUAUAUACAUACACAUAUACCUAAGAGGGUAAUUGAAACAAAAUAUUUUAUGAAAAUAAAAACAUCCACACACGCAUACAUGAUGGGAUAGUUACACACCAACGUGAGAAGUGUACAGUUUUUGAUAUGAACAGUCAGCUAUUGCGAUCGGUAACAUGGUAGGAUGUGGUCAUAUGAACCAGUCGUUGUACGAAAACUAACAACAGUUUAAAAUGUAACUCCAAGUAGCGAAUAUUUUGCUUUAUCUUCUCCCAAUCUACUCCCGUUAAAAUGUACGUUCCGAUUGAACCCAAUUCGCGUUGUUGUAUUUGGGUAACUUAAUAUAAAAUAAAUAAAGAAGCUAAACACAA